AUGACGCUGGUGCUGGUGGAUUCGGACAACCACACGAUCAAUCUGACGUGCGAAAUCGAAACGGAGUGCAUUCGCUGGUGUUUCUAUCUGAAGGUGCUGCUCGUCUGGUUCCACAAGACCGGGAGCCAUUUGCUGGCGAACAUGCAGGCGAAUCUGGACGACGCGGACCGCAUCUUCUACUCGAAAAUGACGUCGUUCUCGCAGUAUUAUCAGAGCAGCGAGGCCAUCCAUCUCAUCAGCGAGAUGGCGCAGAAGUCGUUCAUCUCGUUCAUCAACGAGCACAGCGAUAUCGGAUCGCUUCUCCCGAUGCACAUCGACGUGAGCUGUACUCUCUUCGUCUCUCCUCCACCUAAUCGCGAUCAGUUCCGUCCGCACACCAUCCCCACGCUGAUUCUCCGCAUUGUGAACGUGCUCGCGCACCGCCACGCCUUCCUCCAAUACCCGAUCAAAGCGCUCUCCUCCAUCGACAACGACUUCAAGACGCGCGUCAACAAUGGCGAUUACGACGUGAUCGACGCGGAGACGAACAUGUCCGUUCUCUUCACAUUGCUUCGCGACUGGGUCCGUUCUGUCAAGGGCGGUUUUAUUCCCCCGGAGCAUCGCAAUGAGUUCCUCCUCCUCGUGGAGCGCGAGGAGGAGGAGAAGCUCUACCAGAAAGUGCUCGAGCUCCCGCUGGCCGUGAGCAGCACGAUCCUCUACGUGGUGCGGUUCAUCUGGCAGCUGAUGCUCUUCCCCAAGAGCGUGAACCGCAACCCCGACUCCUCCGUCUGCUUCUACUCCUCGCUGUACCCCACCUCGAUCGUCGCCGACGCGCUGGGCAACUCCUCGCAGAUCGGCGCGAUGAUCAUCGUGCUGCUUCGCGCCGUGGCGGUCCACGAGCGCGAGCCGUUCCUCCCUCCGGACCCGAUGGAGAGCGAGAUCGACCAGUUCAAAGUGCUGCUCUUCUCGCACAUCGCGCCCUCGCCGAGCAAGAACCUCCCCUACGAGUACACGCUCUCCGCGCUGCGCACGCUGGAGCAGACCGCCGAGAACAUGUUCCAGUACGGCCUGCUCCCGCAGACCAACUGCUUCGGCUGCAGUCCGCACCGCCUGCCGCGCUCGCCGUCCGCGCCGAUCCGUCUGUUCGACCCCUCGACGAACUACUUCAUCAAGACGCCCGAGACGAAGGUGUACAGCAUCGGGCACAUGUGGUUCUCGCCCUUCCUCGACGGCAUCCACGUGCUGCUCGACGGCGGCUGGGAGCGCACGAUCCCCAUGAGCGAAAUCCAGCAAAUCACCGUCCAGCUGCCCUGCAACCUCCUCGAGUACGAGCGCCGCAGCCUCCAGUCGCGCUGCCUCUCCCUCGUCACGCCGCUCAUCAGCCGCUCCAUCGACGUGGUUCUGCAGUCGCCCGAGCGCCGCGACGCGCUGCUCAACAUCCUCGACCUCUAUCUCGAGUGGGGCCGCUCCGAGGCCAGCUCCGUCCGCGCGCGCCACCCCGAUCUCUCCGCCUCCGAGCGCAGCCAGCUGCUCUCGUUCAAGUCCUUCGAGGAGGUGCGUCGCACGUCGCCGCAGCACAGCGCGCUGGCCAGCGAGCUCCACGACUCCUUCGUCACCUACGUGACCAACCGCGUCGACCGCCUCGCGCUCAUCAGCUUCGACGUGGAGUGGAGCGCCGAGCCGCCGCAGGAGCCCGCGGAGCCGUCGGAGCCGAGCGAGGCGGGGCUGCUGAGCGCGAGCGCGAGCGCGAGUCCGUCGGUGCGGUGGAACAAGUACAUCCCGAAGGUGGUGACGACGAUCGUGGAGACCAUGGUGGAGGUCAAGGCCUAUCUCUGCGACGGCAUCUUCCGGAAGCCCGGCAGCGCGGUGAAGCACGAGACGCAGAAGAAGCGGAUGAAGGACGGCGACUACGAGUUCAUCCGGUCGCUGAAGGACCCCGCGGAGCUCGCGAUGCUGCUGCUGUCGGCGAUCUCGUUCUGGGACGAUGGGCUGAUCCCCUCCGCGUUCUUCGAGGAGAUCGCGGCGAUGGGGGAUCGGAACGAGGCCUACGCGCUGCUGCACAAAAUGCCCGUGCCCAAUCGGUACAUUCUGCUCUAUCUUUGCCGGUUCUGGAGCGAGGUGACGUUGUACAAGGAGCGCAACCACAUGAGCCUGAAAGGGCUGGCGAUCGUCGUGUCUCCGUCGCUCUUCAGUCAGAAAAUGGGGCGGGGCGCGCUGGGGACGAACUAUGACCAUCUUACAUUGACUCUGCGUUUUAUGGAGCAGCUGAUACCGACGGUCGGAGCCCUGAAGCAGGAAGAGCUGAUGCGGCACGGAAUCUAUCUCUUCUGUAAAAAAUAA
Molecule: messenger RNA, 2319 nt
Organism: Blastocystis hominis
Lineage: Eukaryota; Bigyra; Opalinata; Blastocystidae
Biological process (GO): signal transduction
Cellular component (GO): cytoplasm
Molecular function (GO): GTPase activator activity
Source: RefSeq, a predicted model, not a curated record